This is a messenger RNA of Phytophthora sojae, 1080 nucleotides long. RefSeq lists its product as hypothetical. The record is from RefSeq and is a predicted model, not a curated record. The transcript has a single exon. Gene Ontology annotation, biological process: butanediol biosynthetic process. Bases 1 to 1005 code for a protein of 334 amino acids. Lineage: Eukaryota; Oomycota; Peronosporomycetes; Peronosporales; Peronosporaceae. Gene Ontology annotation, cellular component: cytoplasm. Gene Ontology annotation, molecular function: (R,R)-butanediol dehydrogenase activity; zinc ion binding.
AUGGCUCAAGUUGUCAAGAUCCAUGGCGAAGGAGGCGUGCGUCUCGAGGCGUACGAGCGCCCAGCCACAGGCCCUCGCGACAUCGUCGUCAAGCUCAAAGUGGCUGGGAUCUGUGGCUCCGACCUCAUGUACAUCCGGAUUGGCGGCAUUCCGCCCGGACACGUUACGGCGAUCGGGCACGAGGCGGCGGGCAUCGUCAUGGAGGUUGGCGACGAAGUGGAGGGCAUCAGCGUUGGUAUGCGCGUCGUCGUAAACCCAAUGGAGACGCCGAGUAACAUUGGCUCCGGAGGCCCGGAGGGUGCUUUCACGCAGGAGCUGCUGGUACGUGAUGCCAAGCUCGGCGCUUCGGUGCUGCCCAUUCCCGACGACAUCCCGUACGAGGUUGCGGCUCUGUGCGAACCGCUAGCUGUCGCCAUGCACGGUGUGAACCGUGCCAACGUCAAGGCUGGAGACAAGGUGGUCGUCUUCGGUUGCGGUCCAAUCGGUCUUGGCAUGUUGCUGUGGCUGGUGGAUCGCGGCGUGACGGACGUUGUUGCCCUUGACUUGGCAGAGGAGCGGCUUGAACGUGCCCGGGCACUCGGUGUUCGCGCAGCUUUUGAUCCCACCAAGGUGAACCUUCGCGAGGAGCUUGCCAAGCUGCACGGCGAAGUCCCGAGCUACAACCGACUUGGUGUUGGUACCGACGCCUUCAUUGAUGCCGCCGGAAAACCCAACAUCUUGUCAGACGUUGUGGCGAUGGCAAAGUAUCACUCUCGUAUGGUGAUCACCGCAGCUCACAUGAAGCCCCUCCAGUUCCCCGUUGGCCGCAUGCUGACGAGCGAGAUGACCAUCACGACUGCUGUGGGGUACCCGACUGAGAUGCCGGAGGUGAUGGCGGCCAUGCCCCGCCUAAAGUCGAAGAUCGCGUCGCUGAUCAGCCACCGUCUAGCGUUCCAAGACAUCCUGGAUGGACUCAAGAUCGCUGGCACACCGUCAUCCGCGAAAGUUGUCCUGGAGUUUGACUGAGCAAAGCACCGGGUUAAUUUGGAAAAAAAAUGACUUGUCCUCAUAAAGCAAACCUGAACAAAACCUGAGUACUCU